GUGGACGAGAACAGUUUGCUCUUAUAAAUCAAAGGAAUUGGAGGUGAAAAUUAAGAUUUAAAGUAUGAAAGUUGCAGCAUUGUUUUUUAUUCUUGUGGCUUGUGCUUAUGCUAACCCUAGGAAAUAUCAUUAUAUUCCAACUGAACAAUUUCAAACUGAAGAUGUGGAUGAUGAUGUAAUGCAUCCUGAUGCCGAUGAUGAUGAGCCAGAAGUAAGACCAUUCGCAGUUCAACCAGAAGAACUGACAAAAGAGCACUGGAUUCAACAUGGACGUGACUUUGUUGAAAGGCAACUGAAUAAAGCUCCAAACACAAAGAAAGCCAAGAAUAUCAUCUUGUUUAUUGGUGAUGGAAUGGGUCAUACAACUGUUGCUGCAACAAGAAUGGCAAUGGGUAAUGAGAACAUCAAACUUUCAUUUGAAGAGUUUCCAUACGUUGCAAGUUCAAAAACCUAUUGUGUUGAUGAGCAAGUCGCUGACUCAGCUUGCACUGCGACAGCUUUCUUGCAUGGUGUCAAAGGAAACUCAAUGACAAUUGGAGUUAAUGGAAAUAUGAGAUAUAUGGACUGUGUUGACACAAAUAACCGUAAUAAGUAUACAGAGUCCAUUGCACUUUGGGCUCAAAAAGCUGGAAAAGCCUCAGGAGUUGUCACAAACACAAGAAUCACACAUGCAUCACCAGCUGGUGUUUACGCUAAUACAGCAAGUAGAUAUUGGGAAGAUGACAAUGAAAUUAGACUUGAUGGAUGUCCUGCAGGCACAAUUGAAGAUAUUGCAAUGCAAUUAGUCCAUGGUGAAGUUGGAUCAAACUUGAAUGUCCUCUUAGGUGGUGGAUCUCGUGCCUUCAUCCCAAAUACUGAGACUUCACAUCGUGCUAAUGGCAGAAGACGGGAUGGUCGUAAUUUGAUCAAUGAAUGGUUAGCAGCUAAGCCAGGUCGUACUUAUGUCAAUAAUCGUGAAGAUUUUAUGAACUAUGACAUUAAUAGAGAUGGAGAUCUGUUUGGAUUAUUCAAUGCUACUCACAUGAGCUACAAUCUUGAUCGUACUCGUUGGGAGCUACAAGAUCUUGAACCAACUUUAGAAGAAAUGUCAGUCAAGGCUGUUGAUAUCCUUAGCAAGAAAGAAGAAGGAUAUUUCUUGUUCGUUGAAGGUGGACGAAUCGAUCAUGGACAUCAUGCAACCCAAGCAAGAAUGGCCCUUGAUGAGACUAUUGAAUUCCAAAAAGCAAUUAAGUCUGUUGUUGACAAAGUCAAUCUUGAAGAAACUUUGAUUAUUGUAACAGCUGAUCACGGACAUGUUUUCACUAUUUCUGGAUAUCCACAUCGUGGAAAUGAUAUUUUUGGACUAACAGCAAGCAAUGCUCAAGAUGCAAUGAGGAUCUUUACUUUGUCUUAUGCUAAUGGACCUGGAUUUAAUACACAUAGAGUCGGUGGACAACGUGUCAAUCCAAAUACAUUGGACCGAACACCAGUCGAUUUUAGAUAUCCUGCAAUGGUUUUACUAUCAUCAGAAACUCACGCUGCUGAAGAUGUAGCUAUAUAUGGAAUCGGACCAUGGGCACAUUUGUUACAAGGAACUGUUGAACAGAGCGUAAUUCCCCAUGUGAUGGCAUAUGCUAGCUGUCUUGGUAAUGGAAAGAAAAUGUGUGAUAAUGAGGAACAAUAAAUAAGGAACUUACAAACACAAAUUUAAUUUUAAAGAUUGUUAUUGAUUGUUAAAUGGAUU
Chironomus riparius is the source of this 1723-nucleotide messenger RNA. Lineage: Eukaryota; Metazoa; Arthropoda; Insecta; Diptera; Chironomidae. The record is from the annotation of a GenBank genome assembly.